GCGGGGUGCGGCCUCGCGGUGACCCGGGCGCAGACGCCGUUGCCGCCGCCGGAAGUGCCGUGUGCGGUUGGCGCUGGCGGCCGCGGCGCGGCAGAGCUGGGGCUGCCGCGGGGAGGGCAGCUGAGCUCCCGGGGCGGCCGGCGGCGACGGCCAUGGGAGCCGAGCAGAGCGCGGAGUCCGAGGGCCGCACCGGCGAGCCGGGCGCCGCAGCAUCUCCCUCACCAGCCAAGCAACGAGCAAAAAUGGAUGACAUUGUGGUAGUAGCCCCAGGAACACAGUCUUCCCGUAACGUGAGCAACGAUCCAGAUGUCAUUAAACUGCAGGAGAUCCCAACUUUCCAGCCCCUUUUAAAAGGACUCCUCAGUGGGCAGACCUCUCCGACCAACGCCAAACUGGAGAAGCUAGACCCCCAGCAGGUGCUGCAGCUCUGCCUCCGGUACCAAGACCAUCUUCACCAAUGUGCAGAAGCAGUUGCCUUUGACCAGAACGCGUUAGUGAAGCGCAUCAAGGAGAUGGAUCUCUCUGUGGAAACUCUGUAUAGCUUCAUGCAGGAGCGCCAGAAGAGGUAUGCCAAGUAUGCAGAGCAGAUCCAGAAGGUCAACGAGAUGUCUGCCAUCCUGCGCCGCAUCCAGAUGGGCAUUGACCAGACGAUCCCCCUCAUGGAGAGGCUGAACAGCAUGCUGCCGGAGAGCGAGCGGCUGGAGCCCUUCAGCAUGAAACCUGAGCGGGAGCUGAAGGCUUAGCUGAGCCAGCAGACUCCCCUUCCUCACCGUCCGCACUUGAGCGCUCGGCACAGACAUACUUCCAGCACGCUCACCGGGCAGAUGUUUGGCACAGACAGCCACGCUGCCUGACUCCUCUCCAGGGCAUUGGAGGAAGAGCAGUGUCAGCUGCCAGAGCUGCGCAGCCAGGAAUCCAGGAGCUCCCUCGUCCUGUUGCUUGGAGGAGGAAACCUACCACUCUUUCGUCUCCCUCCUCAUGCCCUGCUGUCUUCUUUACCGCUACCACCGCCUGUGUUGAAACAGUUGUUUCAUUCCUCAAACUAGAUCAGGUUUUGCAGAGGAGGCGUUCUUUCAUCUGAUCUUUUGACCAGAAAAAUUCAAAGAGAUUAUGGGUGUGACAUGCCCUCUCACAUGCUUUCUGUGCCACUGGGGUUUAGACAAUUAGAUGGCUGGCAGAUAUUUCUGAGAUCCCCUGGCCUUGGAAAUGUGUACGUUUUAUAGGUGGAAGUGUGGGAACCAGGAACUGGCUUAUUAAAAUCUGCCUAUUAUCAUAAUUAACAUGGUUUGCAUGGUGGGGUUUUGGCAUCCCCUUCCUUGAGGCUCCUGUUUUUAUGGGCUUACUAAUUUAUGAGGCUGUAAAUGAAUAACUGUUCCAGAUAUGUAUGUCUGUUGCUGUUAAGCAGGCCUUUGAGCUUCUCUCUCCCCUGGCCUGGAAAUGGCUCCAUCCCUGAUGGCAGCCGUGUCCCUUGCCUGACAGCAAUUCACACAGGCACCGGCACCUACCUGUUCACUUUGCCUCCCAAAAGUGGACAUGAGGUGUCUUUUUCAGGAUGCUCCAGUUAGCUUAGUGCUGUCUUUUAUACCAGAGGGAUGUAGUUCUUUCCGUAGCUUCCUGUGUAUGGAGUUGGAGAUUUGAAGUCCUUUGGGCUUGGUGCGUUGGCCUAGCUGUCGUCAUGUUGAGAGCUUGCUCAAGCAUCAUAUUUGGUGACCAAAACCCUUUGGGAUCGUGCUCAGCAAACUGCUCCAAUGGCAACAGGAUGUUCUUCCGUUACCGGAAGCGGAGGGCCCUGCUGGAAGGCAGGCAGCCCGUUCGCAUAGCCAGGGCCUUGGCAAACUGUUACGUUGCCAAGUCUGCCCCUGUUCUGCUAGCCACAGGCAAUUUGCAGCACCUCCCUAAGCCUUAGUUUCUCCCUGUGUAAAAUGGAAUAUUUUACGCACUGUUGUAAAAUAUUUACAGAUCUAGAAAUAAAGUGUUUAACGGCCUGUUUUGCCAUGGUGUGGCAGCUCUUGUCCACGGCAGGAAGAAGCCAAAAGUGAGGAGCCCUGGGCUUGCAGGGUCAAGCGGAGGCUCGCAUUUAUUUUGUUAAUCCUAGGAUGCUGCUGCUGGUGAAGAGGCUGAAGCGUGCCCACGAGCCUGAACGGGGGCUUUCCUUUGUGAGGCAGAUGCUGCCAUGGCCUAGGUCCAGCACGCAGCUCCAGCUGGAAGGACGGCUGUUGCUGAGAGUGACAACCAGUCUUCCAGGACAGUGCAAGGCUAAGUGAUUUGCCAAAGAUGACUUGCUUGAAUACCUCUUAGUACUUGUGUUUACUCAGCAAGAGAUUGUCUCCUAGCAUUUGAGAAUAACAGCACCGUAGAUUUUUGAUAGUAUUAAUUGCCGCCUGGUGGCAGGAAGCAACAGGCACUUCUGUUUCGUUGCAUUACUGAAGGUUAGGUAGCUGAGAGUGAAUUUUUAUAAUGCAGAGUGCAGCCAACUUAGGUUUGUAUUUACAGCAUGGUAAGUGAUUGGAUUUUGGAGCCCUGUGAACAUUGAGGACAGAGUCCCUUAGAAAUGAAGCCUUUGGAAGGAUUUCCAGGAAGGAACAACCGAGUACUUCACACAUGGCAAACCCCAGAGCAGGAGACUUUCUAGCAAGGUCAGCAGAAUGGGUCUAGUUCUCAACUGUUUUCCACCCUGGAGUUGUGAUUAUGUUUGUACAUACGUAUACAUAUACUGUAUGUUGUACAGGAUAUAGCAUUGCGCGAAUCAGACUUCCAUCCUUGCUCAUGUGGGCUUGCAGUAUUUUACACUUAUAAGCAGUUCUCAUGCUUGCACAAGGCUUAAAAACCCACAAAAACCUGUUUUUUAUGCCGUUGAGGCAAAAUUAAUGCAGUCUGUAUGACCAUGCUGUAAAGCUCCCUGUUAUCCAUCAUGGAAUACCUCUCUGCCACUUGCCAUCAGACACACUAGAAUAUUUGGCGACUUUAAAUAGCUGCUGCAGGCAUUUCUGUCCUCCUCUUCCAGAUUGUGCUGUCUGGAAAUUUAGAAUGUGCAACAUGCAGCCAUCUAUCUCUGUCAAAUGUGAUAAUAGAUACCCUGCGCCCCGCAGUGCUGGAAGCUUAUCCCAGUGGGAAGGUCCUGAUACUGGAUCUUGAGGCAGGAGUUAGGUUGCAGAUGCUCUCUCCUGGAAAGCCCAAGGCAUUUAGCCUUGUACUAUUAAGUAUCAGAUCAAAGCAUUGCUCCUUGCAGUGCUAAUGAGCGCAAGGGAAUAGUACUACCCUAUCUGAAACGUGCAGGAGCUAGGGCUGCAAAUCAGGGCCUUCCUUAUUUGCCAUGAAACACCUAGACAUUGGGCUGAUAAUGGAAGAAAAGUGCAUAUUCCUUUGAAUACUGUCCUUUAAACUUCUGGAUUCUGGGCCUCCCAACUAGAGCUUUCUGAACAGCAAGGCUAAGCUGUGAAAAAUACAGUAGUUGAACCAGAUAACAGAGCUGAAACUUGAAGGCCAACCUCUUCCAAAGUGCACAGGUAGAUGCCACCUACUUCUGCUCAGCAGGUGAUACAAAAUCUGUGUCCUGUAAAAUAUUAUGCACCCUCUAGUUCUCAUUCUCAAAUGAUGGUUUACAGUUUUAUUUCAAUCUUUGUUACUAGCUUAAUUACCUGUAAGUCUUUGGACCGCUUGCUGAGGGGAUGUGACUUCCUUGUGUGUGCUGCUGAGCUGCAGUUUCUGUUGCUUGGCUGCUCUGCACUUGCUUUGCUCUGUGUGCGGCUUUUGGACUCAUCUUGGCUGCAGGUGAUGCUCAAGGUGAGGCUGUAGCUUGGCUACCUUUCACGCUGCCUAGCAGGAGAUUUGUGAUGAGUGGAAUUACGUUUCUGCCUAUAGAUUUUUUCUUUUCCAAGCAAACACUUUUGGAGAAGGCCUUGGCUGUCUCUCUCGUGAAUGCACUAUCCAUUACCUUUACCCAGAAGGAUAGCUUGCUAAGAACAGAGAAUGACCUGGCAGGGUUCACUGAAAAGAAACAUUUCUGCCCUUUUUUUGCUUUAUGACAUGGAAAACAAAAAGCUGGUGCACAGCCUGGAGUGCAGAAGAAGCUUCCUAAUAGGAAAUGUGCCUGAAAGACUGGAGAACAAGGUGAGUCCCUGGGGCUGUGGUUUCCUGGUGGCCCGAGCUGCUCCGGUGCUUGCUGUGGCUCUUUGCUUGUGCCCUUCUCCUUCGUGCUGCCUCUGGGGCUUGCUGCACCCUACACGGGGUCAGUGUCCUACACUGGUGAAAGAGGUUUGCUUUGUCGUUGUUGUCAGAUUCUUUUGCUUUUGUUUUUUGAUUUUUGUAAUUUAGUGCAUUGACAUGGUGCUAAAGUGCCAGCCUAGGUGCAGGUCAAUUUCUGUGAAGAUCCAGUGAAGGGGACAAAAAGCGUUUUUUUGACUAUAUGUAUUUUGAAUUCAGUAUGUUUAAAUAUUUAAAAAUAGAUUUUCCUCUCCUGUAAGCUUCUAUGCAGAAAGAGUAGAAAUAUGCAUUUUCACAUUGCAUGAAACAGCCCCCCCCCCUUUUUUUUAAUCAGACUACGUUCCCGUGGUUUCGUGAGGUACUGUUGUAACUUCCCUCCUAUUCCCAAGCUGUGGGAGUGUAUUUUGAUUACAAGCCUUGUGGUUCAGUGCUGUUUGGUUUAGGGGUUAUUAUCCUGUUCACAGACUUGCUCUGCUUUCAACUGCCUAUGUGCUGUAUGUUCCACAGCUCCAACAUAAAUGGUUGGUGUUGCUCUUUUCCAAGUGUGUUGUUCCUCUGAAGCCUUGCUCAUGCUUCAUUUACAGCACACCACUUCUUGCUGUCAUUUCUAUAGACCAUCUAGAUACUUAAGAGUGGCUGGCUUGUUUUCUCCCUGUUAGCUCCUAAUUAUGUUUUUUAAAGUGUUUGAGGUCAUAGCUUAGCUUUGCUGCUUUGUACACAGCUAUAGUGAAUCUAUUGUUGUGCUUGGAGAUGGCCUGUUUCAGUCCCUCUGGGGCUGCCUUUCUUUGUGACUGUAAGAAAACGUGUGUCCCGGCCUGAAAAUAAAUGUUGGCUUUUUUUUUUGGGUGCUGUCCCAAUUCUAGUUGGCACUGAUGUCCAGCUUAAAUAAAUAUGAUGUGUGCAGUGA
This is a messenger RNA of Dromaius novaehollandiae (emu), 5110 nucleotides long. RefSeq names its product BLOC-1 related complex subunit 5 (gene BORCS5). The transcript has 4 exons. The record is from RefSeq and is a predicted model, not a curated record. NCBI's taxonomy places the organism in Eukaryota, Metazoa, Chordata, Aves, Casuariiformes, Dromaiidae. Gene Ontology annotation, biological process: lysosome localization; positive regulation of anterograde synaptic vesicle transport; organelle transport along microtubule. Gene Ontology annotation, cellular component: synaptic vesicle membrane; cytoplasmic side of lysosomal membrane; BORC complex. The coding region runs from base 153 to 743 and encodes 196 amino acids.